UCACGACGUUUUGUAUCUCACGACCAAUUAGUAGGAAUAGUAGUAAGCAGUCUUUUUGUGCCGAUUGGCUUAAGAUAGAGUAAGCGCGGUUUUCAAAGUUGUAACUGCAGUUACAGCAAUAAAUUUGUAUUAAGAGAUUGACGUGUUUGGAAAAAGUGAAGUUAAAGCAAAAUCUCAGUUGGAUUUUACUGUGGGUUACUUUCUCGUAUUUUGUGUUAAGUUGGGUGCAUACAAUCAGCAUGUCUAACCAGAAUACUUCAGUACUCAAAAAGGAUGAUAAAGGCAAGAAUAUCCAGGUUGUUGUACGGUGCAGGCCUUUUAAUGCAAUGGAAAGGAAGUCGAAUUCUCACUGUGUAGUAGAAUGUGAAUCCUCAAGAAAAGAAGUUGGUGUACGCACAGGAGGCAUGACUGACAAAGCAGGAAGGAAGACCUACACGUUUGAUAUGGUUUUUGGACCAUCAGGAAAACAAAUUGAUGUCUAUAGGAGUGUAGUAUGUCCCAUUCUGGAUGAAGUAAUCAUGGGUUACAACUGCACAAUAUUUGCGUAUGGACAAACUGGAACUGGUAAAACCUUUACAAUGGAAGGUGAAAGAUCACCCAAUGAAGAAUAUACCUGGGAAGAGGAUCCCUUGGCUGGUAUCAUUCCUCGUACUCUACAUCAAAUCUUUGAGAAACUGACUGAGAGUAAUACAGAAUUUUCUGUUAAAGUCUCCUUGUUGGAGAUUUACAAUGAGGAAUUGUUUGAUCUGCUAAGCCCAUCUCCUGAUGUUGGGGAGCGACUACAGAUUUUUGAUGAUCCUCGAAACAAGAGGGGAGUUAUUAUUAGAGGCUUGGAAGAGGUGACUGUGCACAAUAAGGAUGAAGUUUACCAGAUUCUUGAGAGAGGGGCAGCUAGAAGAACCACUGCAUCAACGCUAAUGAAUGCCUAUUCCAGUCGUUCUCACUCUGUGUUCUCUGUUACAAUUCAUAUGAAAGAAAUGACUAUUGAUGGUGAAGAACUUGUUAAGAUUGGAAAGCUGAACUUGGUUGAUCUUGCUGGAAGUGAAAACAUUGGCCGCUCUGGUGCUGUUGAUAAGAGAGCUCGUGAGGCUGGUAAUAUCAACCAGUCUCUACUGACUUUGGGCAGAGUGAUAACUGCUCUUGUGGAGAGGACUCCUCAUGUUCCAUACCGUGAAUCCAAGCUAACUCGAAUUCUGCAGGAUUCCCUUGGGGGAAGAACAAAGACCUCCAUUAUUGCUACAAUUUCUCCAGCAUCUAUAAAUUUGGAGGAAACUCUUAGCACUUUGGAAUAUGCCCAUAGAGCAAAGAACAUAAUGAAUAAGCCUGAAGUUAACCAGAAACUCACAAAGAGAGCCCUUAUCAAGGAGUACACUGAAGAAAUUGAGAGAUUAAAGCGAGAUCUUAGUGCAGCUCGUGAGAAGAAUGGAGUAUACCUUUCUUCAGAGAAUUAUGAAGUUAUGCAAGGUAAACUUGUGUCGCAAGAAGAUCAGAUCAGUGAACUGACUGAGAAAAUUAGUGCACUUGAAGAAGAACUAAAAAUGGUUCCUGGCGUUUUUUCUACCAUUCGUGGUGGACUUUGGUUUUUUGGUUGGAUUCCAGGACAUUUGCUUGCAUUAUUGGUAGUAUUUCGUUAUGGAUUCCCUGCACGAGAUGUUGGACUCUCUAUUACACGUGAAGAGGUUGAUAAAAUACACUCUGAAAUGGCAAUUAUUAAGGGCGAAAUAACUCUCCUAGUGGAACUUUUGACACCGCCUUCUACUGUGCAUAUCAACUUAGCGCAUCCUAACUCCAACGCUAUGACGUCGAUUCGGUCCUCCAUGGGCAACGGCAGCGACGAGGAGAUCCCGAAUGGGCAGAGGAGACAUUCUUCUCCUUUAUUGUCAAACUGCACGCCAAGGAAGAACGACAAAGACAACAUGGUGAGGCACAGGAGUGCUACUAAUGUUACUAGCCAGUCGGUUAGUCAGGAUGAAGAUGUUUAUCUUAUAUCAGGCGCAAAACCAAAACGGCUACCACCUGUACGGACUUAUGCUAUGGAAGAGAAAAUUAGUGGCGCCAAACACAAAUAUGGCAAAGGUACUGUUUUUCAGCAUUCUCCUACGGGGGAUGUAGAUUGCGCUAACAUUUUAGACAAAUGCAUGCAAAUGCCUUUUGAAUUUGAUGACAGUACUGAACUUAAUGUUAAAAAUAAACGUGUGGGAGGUGAGGAGCAUUUCACCUCACUUAAGGAACUUAUCUAUAGUUUUGGUAACAAGUUGACCAAAAUUAAAAGUAUUCAGGUAGACAAUAUGUAUCUUCGAGAUGUCCACUUACUGGAGUCUCGUGCCAUACGUCUUUCUUUUUCGAGAGUGUUAGAGGAAGUUGAUGGAGAGGGGUUGUUAAAGCACCCUUUUCAAGAGGCGUUUAGUGACCAGGGUGUGCUCCUUAGCACUGUGGAAGUUAGCACAAAAGACAUAUUUGGUCUUCACGCCAAACUGGAUCGCAAGAGGAAUGUUGACCAACAUAAUGCAGUUGUCCAGGAGACUUUUGCAGAGCGGAUGAGCAGGGUGUUUGAAGUGCUGCAGGAAUCUGUUGAUGAACAGAGCAUGAAGUACCAAGGCAUGCUAGAGUUGUAUACCACAUCAAUUGGGGAUCUUCUCAAUGCUAAUAGUGAAAUUUUGACCAGCACUAUAGCUACAAUCUUCCAGUCCUUUUCUUCAAUAAAGGAAGUAGUUUCUUGUGGCAUAAGUGAAAAUAUUAAUGAAAUACUUCACCAGGAAUCAUUGUCACUGGAAACGAAGCAAAAUCUGCAGAAAAAAAUGGAAGAACACAAAUACGGCAUGGAAAGAGUCGUACAUUCCACUCUUUUGCCUGGAGUUGCAUCGUUAAUGAAACUGAAUGAUUCAUUGGUGCUGACAUUCCAGAACUGUAAUGCUUUAGCUGAUCAGAUCAAGUGCCUGAGGAUGGAUAUGAGCACAUUUUUUAUGGAGCACUUUGAUAACCUCAGCAAAAUCAAAGAAGAUAUCAGUGUGACACUGUCUGCCCUUCAGAGAGACUGUGAGAGCCUGCAGGAGGAAAUAAACAGAUCCAAUGCAGAGCACACAGAGAGUCUGAGUCAAAUGAAUUCAUUUUUACAAGGCCAGAUGAACUUGCACUGCUUGAAAGCCCAAGAGCACUUUGACAACAUGUUGACAAGAAGUGAAGCUGUCAAGAUUACAGUUGGUGCUUUACACAACAGUAUACAGAUGCAAUCCACAAAAGCUAUGGAAGAUGUUACGUCCCAUAAAGAAAAGUUUACUACUUCAGCUGACAAUGUUGCAGUGGAUAUAUUAAAAGUUGGUGAUGAAGGCUUGAGGAUAGUAGAGAAGUGCACAGAGUCCUGUGGUAAUCUUUGCUCUGCCAUCAAGACAGCUGGACAGGAAACAGAACAGUUCUACGCUUCCACAACCGCGGACAUUGUGUCAUUUGCAGACCAGCAAGUUUCUUUCUUGACCUGCAAAAAGUCAAAACUGAGAAAGCUGCAGCAGAAUAUUGAGAAGAGCUGUGAUUCAUCAGUUGAUAAAACUACAGAAAAAGUGAAAAUGCACCAGAAUACUGAACAGUGUGCACUGAAUGUCUUGGUAGACCAAAUAAAGGACGACCAGGAUAUGUUUGCGGCUUUCCAGUUGGAAUUGAAUGAACACCUGGAGAAAGGCCAGGAAAAUAUUUCUUGCUUUCUAAAAGAGGAGCUUAAAAAAGACACCCCAACAGGCAUCAAGGCGGUGUACUUAACUAGCCAGUUUCCAUAUUUACUGAAAGUGAGAGUUCCUGGCCCUUGUCUUGGUUUCUUUUUUCACACCGGAAAUCUGUGUGCAGCCGUCUUGGAAGAUGAAAAGAUGGAUUUUGUUGAAGAGCAAUCUGUGGUCUCAUGUAAUACUGAUAGCACAAGCUCUGAAAGAUCCCGCAGUGAUGACAGUGUAGUAUGUCAGGAAAAUGGUGGAGUCCCAUUUUUCCAGCAUAAAAAAAUUACUAAAAAGGAGAAAGAAAACAGACAGAAUUCAGCUUUACAGGAAAAGAUAAAGCUUGCUGAAGAAAGUGCAGGUCAAGUCACACCAAGAUCAAAGCUUCCACUCAGAAUACAGAAUUAAUUAAAUAUUUGCUCAUUUAAUUGUAUGUAGUUUUUACUGUACGUUUUAUACUGUCUUUCUAUCUGAAAAAUACCUUUUGGUGUAACUGUAUUGUUGCAUUUUUAUGUAUGCUCAGUCUGUUCGCUGAAUGUCUGAACAGUGUGUUCAAGUACUGUACGAUAGAUGUCAAUUUGUGAUGCAGGGACUUCAGUACUGUAACUUUGAUUAUUUCCUGAAGCUGAAAAGCUUUUUUGUAAAUCUGUCUUGUCUUGUGUAAUUUUAAUGUUCACAGCUUGACUUUAUAAAAUAUUAAGUGCAUCUUGUAAUAUUUAAGAAUGGCUUACAUUUUCUACCCUAUAACAUGGAAUUUCCCUUUCGAUUAUUUACAGAAAAGAAAUUAUCAAAUAUUCACUCUUAUUUUAUAGCUUUUAAUAGCCCAUUUCAAUAAAAUAUGGAAAUAUUUACUAUA
Messenger RNA from Protopterus annectens (West African lungfish), 4554 nucleotides. It is a transcript of the gene KIF11, whose product is annotated as kinesin family member 11. Bases 240 to 4106 code for a protein of 1288 amino acids. Gene Ontology annotation, biological process: mitotic spindle assembly; microtubule-based movement. Gene Ontology annotation, molecular function: microtubule binding; plus-end-directed microtubule motor activity; ATP binding. Lineage: Eukaryota; Metazoa; Chordata; Ceratodontiformes; Protopteridae. Gene Ontology annotation, cellular component: nucleus; spindle microtubule. The record is from RefSeq and is a predicted model, not a curated record. The transcript is spliced from 24 exons.